Messenger RNA from Aspergillus piperis CBS 112811, 625 nucleotides. RefSeq lists its product as uncharacterized. Lineage: Eukaryota; Fungi; Ascomycota; Eurotiomycetes; Eurotiales; Aspergillaceae. The record is from RefSeq and is a predicted model, not a curated record. The transcript is spliced from 2 exons. The coding region runs from base 249 to 581 and encodes 110 amino acids.
CUUUCCCUGUUGCCUGUUACCCUGUUAUCUUUUUGCUUCUUAUAUGCAUAUUAUCUUGCCUUUACCCAGUCUUCUAUUUCCUGGAUCUUUCCAAUUUUCCUGCACCUGGAGAGGCAAUGCUGCUAAUAGUCUGGAUCCCAAUGGUUCGACGGCAGAAAUUGUUGGGGGCUAGGAACAGGGGUGGGCGCAGCUGCAAACACACAACAAAUACACUAGGGUGAUCUCAUGGGUCCUACUUGAGGCACUGAAUGUGCCAUGCUCAUGAAAAAGGACUUGUCGAAACUUCAACUAGAGCCGAUCGAAGAUUAUCGAUGAGUUGGUUGUUUAGGGGGCGUCGUGAAUGCAAUUGGAGGAUGGUGAAUAGUCUAUGUUGGCCAUGUUGUUUGAUCAAAAUGUUUCGGUUCCUUGGUGUCUGCGAGACCAUCCGCUGGGAUCUCUUCUGCUGUGCUACUGUUGCACUAUUGCAUUUGUGUUUUCCUUUCUUGUACUUCAAUCUGAGUUACCCUUGGUGGUGCUGGUCUACUUCUCUUGUCCACUACCAAUCUUCUGCCGGGGACAAAGCAUACCCACACACCUUAUAAUCGGGCAUUGGCGCCUUCCUACCAUGAUCAAAUGCUUUCAAUAA